GCCGUAUGAAUGAAGUAAAUAAUAAACGCUUUGAUAUUUCAACACGGGAUCCUCUACUCUAUACACGUUUGAACAUGCGAUAUGUUAAAUCUCAGACAUAUAUGUGCGAUAUAUUUUGUUAUUUUACAUCUAGAUGUAAAUAUUUGCAACAGUUAGAUCUUACAUCAAGCGACUUUGAUGUUAUGAAUUUUAUAAUUUUUCUUGAUAAUUGUGGUCGGCGUUUAACGCACUUAAAAUUAAGUUGCUGCCGAUCUAUCAACAAUCUUGCCCUACUUAAAAUUUCAAAGAUAUGCAAAAAUUUGAAAGAAUUGGAUCUAUAUAAUUGUCUUAACAUAGACAACGAAGCAUUUUCGUAUCUCGAGAAGCUAAAUAAUUUGGAACAUUUAAACCUUAUUUAUACAGUUAUAAGAACUGAACCUCUUUGCAAAAUACUGCAAAAUAAUCGAUGGAUGCGUGAGUUACAUUCGUGGUACAUAGAAGACGCAGUUCUAACGGAAUUGAGAAAUUCGUGUCGUGAUUUGGAAGUAAUAUCUUUACUAAACGCAGAUACUUUUACAUCUCAGGGUAUUAAUGCUCUCGCUAACUGCAAGAAUUUACGCAAAGUGAACCUUGAUCGAUUCAAAUAUUCAGAUAGUGACGAUAAUAUUGACAGCAUAUUUAGAUUACUUUCCUCUUAUCAAAACUUGCAAGAAGUUUAUUUGUUCGAUGCUGUCCUCACUGAUCACCGGUUGGAAUUAUUAGCGCAGUGCAAAAACUUGAAAACGUUAUAUCUUUGCAAAACGAAAUUUGAUAUAUCUGAUAAUUAUUCAGUUAUUUUGAAACAAUGUCCUAAACUGCAGGAGUUUUAUCUCAGGUGCUGUAAUAUAAGUGAUCAAUUGGUUAAUCAUUGGAAGGAAAAAUAUCCGCAUGUGUCCGUCUACAUAAGCGACGUGCAUUGAUCUCCGUCGUGUUUGAUCUCGAGUGUUCUCAAUCGCAAUGCUGCUUGAUCCCGUCCGAACUUUACCACCACAGUUCAAUAUAUAUAUUGAUUGCGCCUUAUAUAUACACUGUUGAAAACAGAGGUCCUGUGUGUUAAAAAAAGACUUUGU
Molecule: messenger RNA, 1088 nt
Organism: Temnothorax curvispinosus
Lineage: Eukaryota; Metazoa; Arthropoda; Insecta; Hymenoptera; Formicidae
Product: F-box/LRR-repeat protein 4-like
Exons: 3
Coding region: 6-938 (310 amino acids)
Biological process (GO): SCF-dependent proteasomal ubiquitin-dependent protein catabolic process
Cellular component (GO): SCF ubiquitin ligase complex
Source: RefSeq, a predicted model, not a curated record